AUGUCCGCCGCCUAUGGAACACAGCUGGAGCUGCAAUAUCCCAUCGACGACACGCUGGAGUAUUUCAUCAAGUUUCCCUCGCCGAACUUUCGGAGCGACUCCCAAACGGCCGAAAGUGACUAUGUGUUCGUUUGCAACGAAACGAACGUCCCCAUCGUGCUGCUGCUUGGUUGGGCCGGAUGCCAGGACAAGUAUCUCAUGAAGUAUUCGAAAAUUUACGAGGACCGUGGGCUCAUCACCAUCCGCUAUACGGCCCCGGUGGAAAAUUUGUUCUGGAAGCGGGCCGGUAUGCAUCAGAUUGGGGAGAAAAUUUUGAAGCUUAUCUACGACAUGAACUUCGACAGCCAUCCGCUGAUAUUCCACGUGUUCUCGAAUGGAGGCGCAUUUUUGUACCAACACAUCGCGCUUGCCUUGCGGCGCUCCAAAUCGCCAAUUAACAUUUGUGGCAUGAUUUUCGACUCGGCUCCGGGCGAUCGGCGGAUAGUGGGACUUUACCGUGCUAUUACGGCCAUCUAUGGAAGGGAGCGGCACUGCAACGCCCUACUGUCCGCUUUAAUGGCCAUCGCGGCCAUUGUACUGUGGACGUUUGAGGACGCCUUCAACUACAUACUCAAUUUUAUCAAACCACGUGGCUACGAAGUACAAACCAAUCCGUCGCACAAUCUUAAGUACGAAAGCAACGCCUGGCCACAGUUAUUCCUGUAUUCGAAGGACGACCUUUUGAUACCGCACACAGAUAUUGAAAAAUUUGCCACUUACAGACGGCGUUGUGGUGUGGACGUACGUAUGGUGUGUUUCGACCGUUCGGAGCACGUUAAGCAUUAUAUCCGGCACCCUCAGCAGUACAUUUACACCGUGUGCAAAUUUAUCAACGACUGUUUAUCCCAUUACUACAACAAAUUUCACAACUAAAUAUCGAGCUUCGGAGGGUCUGCUCAUUUCCAUAGGAUGCGGUGCGUUAUUUUAUUCACAUUUUCCAAACAAUUUUCUCAUUAUGCAGAAAAGAAUAGCAAACAGCCCCUUCCAGCGCGUUCAUGCUUGGUCAUGGUGCCACAAACCAGCGCACAUUUGAUACAAAAUAUCGAAACCAAACACUCCUGCAAGGGGUGGGUAGAUACGCUCACCUGCCUGAUGAACUUAGCGAUUUCCCUGGGGAAGUAGUAAAUUUAGCAAUGUUCUUUUACGUGAUCUGCAUAGCAAUUACCCUUUUGUGAUUCUCUUAGAAUUACUAAGCAUGUUUAAAAUGCCUUAAUUCGAAACGCACAAGGUCGUGCGGUCGUACGUUAAACUUUUCAAAAGGGUAGAAAUAGUAAUAGCUCCGAAUCGUGUAAGUGUUGGCUCACGAUCAUCCCGACGGAAGGAAAUCAAAUCUCAGUAAAACAUGGUGUCCGGGGUAUUCCAAUGAUUCGAGAGUUACAACAUACAGA
Messenger RNA from Anopheles nili, 1427 nucleotides. RefSeq names its product transmembrane protein 53-B. The coding region runs from base 1 to 912 and encodes 303 amino acids. The record is from RefSeq and is a predicted model, not a curated record. NCBI's taxonomy places the organism in Eukaryota, Metazoa, Arthropoda, Insecta, Diptera, Culicidae. The transcript is spliced from 4 exons.